Messenger RNA from Helianthus annuus (common sunflower), 1674 nucleotides. Its product is annotated as protein NODULATION SIGNALING PATHWAY 1. Gene Ontology annotation, cellular component: nucleus. The transcript has a single exon. Gene Ontology annotation, molecular function: sequence-specific DNA binding; DNA-binding transcription factor activity. Gene Ontology annotation, biological process: regulation of DNA-templated transcription. Lineage: Eukaryota; Viridiplantae; Streptophyta; Magnoliopsida; Asterales; Asteraceae. Bases 40 to 1560 code for a protein of 506 amino acids. The record is from RefSeq and is a predicted model, not a curated record.
UCUAAGUUCUUACCUUGUUUUCCACUAAACACAACUCCAAUGUCUGAAACCAUGUCGUUUGGAGAACCGGAUCCGGAUCUGAACCCGGAUCAAAUCUUGGGUUGGUUAGAUGAUUCAACGCUGCACUCGCCAUUAAUCCUAGAUGAUCUAUAUUGCACCAUGGAUGAUCCUUGGUUCGGUUUGGACCCCAUUGAUGCUAAAACUAUUUCAUCUUCAUCUUCUUCUUCACCUAUUGUUGAUCUCUUUAUUACGGAUCAGCCACAACAGGCGGCGUCUGAGCUGUCGAAGAAACAGAAAGCACCCGAGGAUCAUACGCCACGUGUUGGGAAAAAUUCAUCCGGAAACAAGAAAGGCGCCGGAAAAUCAGCAAAGGGUGAUAACAACAUUGGUAGUAACAAAAACGGCCGGUGGGCAGAACAGUUGCUGAACCCGUGUGCUGCAGCGAUCACAACUGGAAACAUGACACGUGUACAACACCUCCUGUUUGUUCUAAAUGAAUUGGCGUCCCCAAGUGGGGACGCCAAUUACAGGCUGGCAGCACACGGGAUGCAAGCCCUCCUCCACCACCUUCAUUGCUAUCAGUAUCCGCACAGACCGGAUGGUCGAUUAGAGAAAGCACCAAGUUUCACCACAUCAACGCCGAAACUCUUUAAACAAUCUCUAAUCUAUUUUAACGACAUUAAUCCAUGGUUUACUAUCCCUAACAAUAUUGCUAACAACGCGGUCCUCCAGGUGUUGUCAGAGCAAGAUCAUGGUUCGUGCAACGCGCUUCACAUACUAGAUAUUGGUGUCUCUCAUGGGUUCCAAUGGCCCACGCUUCUAGAAGCGCUGAGUCGUAGACCAGGUGGCCCACCACCGCUGGUUCGAAUAACUGUCGUCCCACCAACGCUCGACAACCAUCAACUUCCCUUUGCAAGCUGUCCACCUGGCUACGACUUCGCCUCUAACAUUCUCCGUUUUGCUAAAGAUGUCGAUAUUAAUUUACAGUUUAACAAACUGGACAAUAUUCCUUUGCGAAAUCUAAAUGCGGACGCCAUUAGUUUCUCCGAAGACGAAACUUUAAUCGUCUGCGCUCAGUUUAGAUUGCACGGCAUCAGUCAUAACGAACCAGACGACAGAACUGAGUUCUUGAAGUUGAUGCGAAAUAUGAGUCCUCAAGGAGUGAUUUUGAGUGAUAAUAACAUGGACUGCAGCUGCGACAACUGCAGCAGCUUCGAUUCAGGAUUCGCUCGAAGGUUAGACUAUUUAUGGAGCUUUUUGGACUCGACAAGUGUGGCGUUUAAAGGGAGAGACAUGGAAGAAAGAAGAGUUGUAGAAGGUGAAGCUGCGAAAGCAUUGAUUAGCAUGUGUGAGAUGAAUGAAAGGAAAGAGAAAUGGGGCGAGAGGAUGAACGGUGUGGGGUUUGUCAAACACGCGUUUGCAGAUGAUGUUGUGGAUCAAGCGCGUGCGCUGUUGAGAAAGUACGACAGUCGCUGGGAAAUGCGAGUUGAAGAUCGGUCUGUUGGAUUAUGGUGGAAAGGGCAGCCCGUUUCAUUUUGUUCUCUACGGAAAACAGAUUAAAAACCUUGUGAAUCAUAGAAUCAUUCGUAUAUAGUUCUGAAUUGUUCGGUUAUUGUAUCAGAUCUAUCAAGUGUAGUUAUUCUCUACUUUAUGAUACACAAAAUAGUUAUGUAA